AUGUCGCCAGCGCCUCCCCCCCAUCCAUCUUUUCCACCACUCGCCACCUUCUCUCCUCUGCGCCAGCACCCAGCCCUCGCACACUCUCGCUCUCUUCCAUCUUGUGCGCCUUGCCCAGACACUGCUGCUGCCUUGCACGCGCCGUCGACCCUCGCAGCCAUGUACCAUCUGGACGGCAACCCGGCCCCAUCCGACCACACGCUUUUCCAGGACCUGCUCAAGAUGACGACUUCCAAAUGGCAGUCGUUGCUCAAGAAAGACGCCGUCCCAGUCCCAGGCGACGCAAGCACGAGGCCAUCCGUGUCAAGAAGCUCCACCCAGCUGUCGGUAUCCAAGGCAAAGGAGUCGUAG
Exserohilum turcica Et28A is the source of this 351-nucleotide messenger RNA. RefSeq lists its product as uncharacterized. Bases 1 to 351 code for a protein of 116 amino acids. The record is from RefSeq and is a predicted model, not a curated record. The transcript has a single exon. NCBI's taxonomy places the organism in Eukaryota, Fungi, Ascomycota, Dothideomycetes, Pleosporales, Pleosporaceae.